AUGGAGCACACGCACGCCCACCUCGUAGCCAACAGCUCGCUGUCCUGGUCCCCCGGCUGGGCCUGCGGCUUGGGCUUCGUGCCCGUGGUCUACUACAGCCUCUUGUUGUGCCUCGGUUUACCAGCAAAUAUCCUAACCGUGAUCAUCCUCUCUCAGCUGGUGGCCAGGAGACAGAAGUCCUCCUACAACUAUCUCUUGGCACUUGCUGCUGCUGACAUCUUGGUCCUCUUUUUCAUUGUGUUCGUGGACUUCCUGUUGGAAGAUUUCAUCUUGAACAUGCAGAUGCCUCAGGUUCCCGAAAAGAUCAUAGAAGUGCUGGAAUUCUCAUCCAUCCACACCUCAAUUUGGAUUACUGUGCCAUUAACCAUUGACCGGUAUAUUGCGGUCUGCCACCCGCUCAAGUACCACAUGGUCUCCUACCCAGCCCGCACCCGGAAAGUCAUUGUAAGUGUUUAUGUCACCUGCUUCCUGACCAGCAUCCCCUACUACUGGUGGCCCAACAUCUGGACUGAAGACUACAUCAGCACCUCCGUGCACCAUGUCCUUAUCUGGAUUCACUGCUUCACUGUGUACUUGGUGCCCUGUUCCAUCUUCUUCAUAUUGAACUCAAUCAUUGUAUACAAGCUCAGGCGGAAGAGCAAUUUUCGCCUCCGUGGCUACUCCACAGGGAAAACCACUGCCAUCUUGUUUACCAUUACCUCCAUCUUUGCCACACUCUGGGCCCCACGUAUCAUCAUGAUCCUCUACCACCUGUAUGGGGCACCCAUCCAGAACCGCUGGCUGAUGCACGUUAUGUCCGACAUUGCCAACAUGCUGGCCCUUCUGAACACGGCCAUCAACUUCUUCCUCUAUUGCUUCAUCAGCAAGCGGUUCCGCAAAAUGGCGGCCGCUACCCUCAAGGCCUUCUUCAGGUGCCAGAAGCAACCAAUACAGUUCUACACCAACCAUAACUUUUCCAUAACAAGUAGCCCUUGGAUCUCGCCGGCCAACUCACACUGUAUCAAGAUGCUGGUGUACCAGUACGACAAAAAUGGAAAACCUAUAAAGGUAUCCCCGUGA
This is a messenger RNA of Globicephala melas (long-finned pilot whale), 1059 nucleotides long. It is a transcript of the gene GPR139, whose product is annotated as G protein-coupled receptor 139. Gene Ontology annotation, molecular function: neuropeptide receptor activity. Gene Ontology annotation, biological process: phospholipase C-activating G protein-coupled receptor signaling pathway. The record is from RefSeq and is a predicted model, not a curated record. NCBI's taxonomy places the organism in Eukaryota, Metazoa, Chordata, Mammalia, Artiodactyla, Delphinidae. Gene Ontology annotation, cellular component: plasma membrane.